ACCCGUGCGUGUUGCGAUUGGUAAUUUGCUUAACCUUUGAACCCUGCAGCCUUUAUCAGUUGAGGUACAACUAGGUAAGGCAUCAGUUGUAGCACAGCCAUACAAAGUUGGACACUAGACCAAAUGGGCGGAGAAAGUAGAGAAGCAUUAGAUAUGCAAUUUAAACAGCCCAGCAAAUCUUCAACAAAAUGGUUAAUUCUUGUUGGAUUUGUGGCCUUUGCAAUGACAGUAGCAACCAUCGUACUUGCAGUUCUGUAUGGACUUAACGUCAAUCAAGCCGCACCCGAGACGCCUCCUGUAGUUACAACAACAACACCAGCACCUUCUGACACACAAGCAACUAUAUGUGAAUCCGACCAAUGUGUUAGCGCAGCUUCUCGCAUUGUGAAUGCUAUGAACUUGGAGGCGCAACCUUGUGACGAUUUCUUCGAAUACGCAUGUGGAGCUUGGAACGUCGAUCAUCUAAUUGCAGAUGACCAAUCUUCGGUAUCCACCUUCAACGGACUCCGCGAAGAUGUUGCAAAAAUUUUAAAAAGAGUGUUGGAGAAACCGAUUACGACCGAGAGAGAUUCUAUUAAGAAAGCAAAGAACUUCUACAGCUCGUGUAUGGAUACAGCUCAAAUCGACUCAUUGGGUGCCGCACCUCUGAAAACUCUCAUCACAGAAAUGGGUGGAUGGCCAGUGGUCGGUGAUUCUUUCGAUGCUUCCAAGUUCGACCUGAGCAAAACUCUGGGGAAAUUUGUUUCGAUAUAUGGGACGUAUGGUCUCGUUUCUAUGUGGGUGGGCUCCGAUGACAGAAAAUCUACAGAAAACAUUAUCCAGCUCGACCAGCCAAGCUUAGGCAUGCCGAACCGUGAUUAUUAUCUUGAUGCGGACAAAUAUGCUGCCACAGCACCAUCAUAUAGAAAGUACAUGGUCGAUAUGAUGACUGCCGUUGCUGGAGCAAGCGCCGAUGCAACCGCCAUUAACGCUGUUGCAGACCAGAUUAUCGAUUUCGAAAUUGCUAUUGCUAGCUCUAUGGCGCCAGACAGUGAGCGUCGUGACAGCGAAGCUCUUUACAAUAAAAUGACGAUUGCCGAAUUGCAAACGACAACCAACAGUGCUAUAAAUUGGUCGGCAUAUAUUAAUUCUGCCAUGAGCGUCGUAGGUACCACUGUUACUAGCACUGAAAACGUGGUGAUAUAUGCGCCUGAGUACUUGAAGAAUGUAACCGACAUUAUCAAUGGAAGAUUCGAGUUGGUUCAAAAUUACUUGGUAUGGAGAGUUGUGAAAGGUCGAACCAGCUACCUCAGCUCAACCUUAAGGGCGACCAGAGAUCCUUAUACUCAAGCUACAUCUGGUACAACCUCUGAACCGGCAAGAUGGCGGACAUGCUCAGAUUCCUCUAACUCGAACUUCCCAAUGCCUGUUGGGUCUUUAUUUGUUCAAGACUCUUUCCCAGAAGAAAAUAAAGCUGCUACACUUCAAAUGGUGGAGGACCUACGUCUUGCUUUUAAGAGCUUUCUUCCCACCAAUGACUGGAUGGAUGACCAAACCAAAACAAAUGCCGAAACAAAAGCUGAUCUUAUAAAUCCCAUUAUUGGCUACCCUGAUUACAUUACUGACACAACAGACAACAAAAUGGACCAAGAUUAUGCAGAUGUUACUGUUGGCGUAGCCACGUAUUUCGACAACAUUCAGUCUGCCGCUAUCCAUAAUGUGAAAACGAGCUAUGGAAAACUUCGACUACCUGUUGAUUUCGAAGAGUGGAUUACGUCACCAGCCAUUGUGAACGCCUUCUAUUCACCAAGUCGAAACCAGAUCGUUUUUCCUGCAGGAAUCCUUCAGCCGCCAUUCUACGACGCUGGGCAGCCAUCUUCAAUGAACUACGGUGCUAUUGGAAUGGUUAUUGGCCACGAAAUUACACACGGUUUCGACAAUAGCGGAGCGCAGUUUGAUGGUUAUGGUAACUUGAACAACUGGUGGAGCAAUUCCUCUAAAGAAAACUUUAACGUCAGGUCACAGUGUAUGAUAGACCAGUAUUCGGCGAUAUCUUGGGAUACGGCGAAAGGAUUGCACCUGAAUGGAGAAAACACGCUUGGAGAGAACAUAGCUGACAACGGAGGUAUAAGAGAAGCUUACGAAGCGUACAAACGAUGGCAAGUAGCAAACCCAGGCGGUGACUUACGUCUGCCAGGACUCGGAGAGUUUACACAAGAUCAACUUUUCUUCUUAGGCUAUGCACAGGUAUGGUGUGGUACUUAUAAAGAGGAAUACGCAGUGAGAAUGCUGACAACAGAUCCGCACAGUCCCGGCAAAUUUAGGGUUUUAGUACCAAGUGAAAAUUUCCCUGAGUUCGGAAAAGCGUUCAAUUGUAAACAAGGUGUCGACACUAUGUAUCCCAACCCAGAAGAUACUUGUAGAGUUUGGUAAAAAUAAAGAAAUGUUUCAUACGUUUAACCACUGUAUUGCGAGUGGCCAAUUGACGUCAUUGGCACCUUUGUCGUAUUUGAAAUAUAUAUAUAGGCCUCAAGCAUAUUAAUUUAUGCAUUAUAGUAUAACCGCAGCAUAUUUUGGUCGGAUUUUGAAAUUUUUGACCAUACAUCUUCUUAGUAAUUUAACAUAUCAUUGUCUAUUAUAUUGACAGAACUAUGUCAGUUUUUAUAUAGACCACGAUUUUAUAGUUUCAUUUUGCCAAUUUGUACAUUGAUCAUUUUGUUCAUGUAAUAAACUGAUUUCUAGACUAUAA
Molecule: messenger RNA, 2728 nt
Organism: Ciona intestinalis (vase tunicate)
Lineage: Eukaryota; Metazoa; Chordata; Ascidiacea; Phlebobranchia; Cionidae
Source: RefSeq, a predicted model, not a curated record